Messenger RNA from Sabethes cyaneus, 3983 nucleotides. RefSeq names its product heat shock 70 kDa protein 4 (gene Hsc70Cb). NCBI's taxonomy places the organism in Eukaryota, Metazoa, Arthropoda, Insecta, Diptera, Culicidae. The record is from RefSeq and is a predicted model, not a curated record. Bases 323 to 2845 code for a protein of 840 amino acids. The transcript is spliced from 6 exons. Gene Ontology annotation, biological process: protein folding. Gene Ontology annotation, molecular function: ATP binding; ATP-dependent protein folding chaperone. Gene Ontology annotation, cellular component: nucleus; cytosol.
GGUAAAGUUAGCAGCAGUGGUACGCGUAAGCUUAGCUCGGGUGAACAGUUUCGACAAGAGCCACAUUUUUCAGGUGUUUAGUGGGAAGAAAAACGCAUUUCUAGACUGGAAAAAUUGUGAUCAAAAAUCAACUGUGUAGUGGAUUAUCGGAAAAGUUCGUACUUUAAAGUGCUUUUACGUGAAUUCAAGGAUCGUUUUCCGGAUUUUCCACCAAGGGAGAUACGGUAAAAGGUGUUUGGCUGGAAGUGUUCUUUGUAAUUGACUAGUGAAGAAAGCUGGAAUUUUCGCUUAAUAUCGAAGCAAGUCAAUCCGAUUUGGCACGAUGUCUGUGAUUGGAAUAGAUUUUGGAAACGAGUCCUGCUACGUGGCUGUAGCAAAGGCCGGCGGAAUAGAAACGAUAGCCAACGAUUACAGCUUGCGAGCCACACCAUCAUGCGUUGCAUUCGCCGGUCGAAAUCGUGUGCUUGGCGUGGCCGCCAAGAACCAGCAGGUGACGAAUAUGAGCAACACAAUCGGCGGAUUCAAGCGAUUACUCGGCCGCAAGUACAACGAUCCGCACGUGCAAAAUGAGCUGCGCAAAAUACCGUACAAGGUGGAACCCCGGCCGGACGGUGGAAUCGGUAUAAAGGUCCAGUAUCAGGACGAGGAAUGCGUGUUUAGUCCGGAACAGAUUACGGCCAUGCUUUUCACCAAGUUAAAGGAGGACGCCUUUAAGGAGCUGAAAACACAAAUUAACGACUGCGUGAUCACGGUGCCGUCAUUCUACACCAACGCCGAGCGGCAGGCUCUGCUCGACGCGGCCGGAAUUUGCGGGCUCAAUGUAUUGCGGCUAAUGAGUGAGACUACAGCGACGGCUCUAAGCUAUGGGUUCUACAAGCAGGAUCUGCCGGCACCAGAGGAAAAGGCCCGCAACGUCAUCUUCGUGGACUUUGGACAUUCGGCUUUGCAGGUUUCAGCAUGUGCCUUUCACAAGGGAAAACUAAAGAUGCUGGCCAGCUGUGCCGAUCAGGUUGGCGGACGAGACUUUGACUACGCACUGGCGAAUCACUUUAGCAACGAGUUCCAGAGCAAGUACAAAAUCGAUCCUCGAACAAACAAACGAGCCUUCCUCCGUCUGCUGACCGAGGUGGAAAAAAUCAAAAAGCAAAUGUCAGCCAAUAGCACAAAGUUGCCGUUGAACAUCGAGUGUUUUAUGAAUGAAAUCGACGUCCAUUCGACGAUGCAGCGAGCGAUUAUGGAAGAGCUGUGCGCUGGAGUUCUGCAGCGCAUCGAAGCUACAAUGAGAAAGCUUCUGAAGGACUCCAACCUACCGCUGGAGGAUAUACAUUCCGUCGAAAUUGUCGGUGGCAGCACACGUAUUCCGGCAAUCAAGCAUUUGAUCGAGCAGAUCUUUUGCAAACCCGCCAGCACUACGCUGAAUCAGGAUGAGGCGGUGUCCCGCGGGGCUGCUCUACAAUGUGCUGUCCUUUCGCCAGCGGUCCGUGUCCGUGAGUUUAGCUGCAGUGACGUGCAAGCCUAUCCGGUAUUGAUCUCCUGGGACGAUGGAACCCAGCGCAACGAGAUGAAAGUUUUCGAGCAGUAUCACACUGCCCCAUUCACGCGACUCUUGACAGUCCACAGACGGGAACCGCUAACCAUCAACGUGCACUAUGAACCGAACAGUGUCCCUUAUCCGGAUCCUUUCAUUGGUUCGUUCCAUAUCAAGGACAUCAAGCCGAAUGCGAAUGGUGAGCCACAGGAAGUUAAGAUCAAGGUUCGCAUUAACCAGAACGGCAUUGUGUUGAUUUCGAACGCUAACAUGGUUGAGAAACGUGAGAGCGAGGAACCGGUCACACCACCAGCUACUGCCAACGGCGAACAGCAACCUGCUACGCCGCAGGGAGAGGAAGCUCCCAAAUCUGGUGAACCCAUGGAUAUUCAAGAGGGUAGCGAUGAUGAGCAAGCUAGUAAAGAUACUAAAACAGACAGCGAUAACAGUGGAGGUGGAGGGAGUUGGACGCAAAGAGUCAGCAGAUGGUUUACCUCCUCGGACAAAAAGAAGAAAAUUGUUACUAAAUCCAUUGAUCUUACGAUUGAUUGCAAAACACAUGGCUUUAUCAGCAGCGAGUUGUCCAAUUACCAUGAGAUGGAGAUGAAGAUGAUCGCUAACGAUCGGCAAGAAAAGGAACGCAUUGACGCUCGUAAUGCACUGGAGGAGUUCGUUUACGAAAUACGCGGCAAAAUCCAGGAGGACGGCGAAUUAAGCGCCUACGUGGCUCCGGAUGAUGCGUCGAAAAUUACGCUCCAGCUGGAGGACAUCGAAAACUGGCUGUACGAAGAUGGCGAAAACUGCGAACGAGCAGUUUACAAGGACAAGUUGGCCACACUGCGUCAACAAACCGAUCCGAUCCGGGUUCGCUGCGAGGAAUACAAUGGACACGAGCAAGCCUUCCACGAACUUGGCCAGACCAUUCAGUUGACCUACAAGGCGGUCGAACAGUACCGCGGUCAAGACCCCAAGUAUGAUCAUUUGACCGAAACGGAAAUUCUAAAUAUCAGCGAAGCCGCCCAGAAGGCUCAGAAAUGGUAUGAAGAUGCUCGAUCGCGACUGGUUAGCGUACGCAAGACACAGGACCCUCCCGUUAAGGUAGCGGACAUCCGUCACGAAAAUCAAACCCUGUCAACUUGCACGAAUUCGGUACUGAACAGACCGAAACCUAAGCCACCAACUCCACCAGCAGACAACAAUGCCGCCAAGGACCAGCAGCCGAACGGUGCUGACCACAGCAAAGACCAGCAGCAGCAGAACCAGCAACCGGAUGGAAAUCAACCUAAAGAUUUAGAGGACAAAAUGGAUGUCGAGUAAGAUAGCGAAUUACACUUUGCGUUUACAUUAUAAUACACCUAUAAUAGCACACACCCACAAAACAAAAGAAAACUUUUUAUUUAAUGGUCAUUUGCGUUGGAUGAGAGGUAAUGUGAACUGCUUCAGCAGAUAUGUAUGAAAAUGUAUUAAAUUAAGACCUUUAGUUGUUUCAUUCAAAAACUCAGAAUCUACCAGUACCAAGACAAACACAUUUAUGGUAGGGCGGCGACAGGUAGGAUAACAAGCAAGUUGAUCUACAAUUACUUACUGAGCUACAUGUUUUGACUUUCAUGAAGCAGUGAAAAUGUAAAAGAAUGCAAAUUUAUAGUUAUUCAAUCUCUUCUUAAACGAAUAUUCUUUUUAGAAAACUGGCAGACCAACGUUAUUAUUUUUCGGAGCUCUUAACAUGUUCCUUGACUUAGAUUUAUUUAUUUGGAAGAAAUAAAGUCUCUAGGUACAUCUGUAAGGUAUUCAUUACUGCUUCUGUAUGAGUUCGACUAUUAGAAAUAGAAGUCGAUUGGUUUGAUUUUUCAUAAGAACCUAGCCGUAUCUGUUACGCUGCCGGUCUUUCUACUACAUUUUACUGAAUAAAACAUAAUUACACUAUUGAUCGGAUAAGUGAACACGUAAAAUUCGCCACACUGCUCAAGGUCGAAGCACAUCCCCAUUAUUCUUUCUAGGAUAUGAAGCAAAUACCUAGCUGGAUUUAGAAUCAUAAUAUGUGUGCAUGCAAGCGUUUCGAAAACUGAGUGGCUAUUUGGCGAAGAAGUGAUAUCGUUAGGUUGAAUGAAAGCAAAAUGAUACUAGAAUUUCAGAAGCUUUGUGGUGUAGAAAGCAACAGCAUUGACGAGAAACACGGAACAAAUAGAAUCUUAUUGGACAUGAGCUAUCAUAUUUGUGGCGCCGCGCUACGUGCAUGAUAGUUUAGGUAUGAUCGUAAGAAAAGAUAAACUUAUUUUCCCCUCAAUGGAGAUGCAAGCUGAUUCGUGUAACAUGUAUUUAACGGAGAAUUAACUCUAAGCAGAAUCCUAUCCCAUCCCCCUGCCCAUGUAACACUUACAGACACUGCAAAAAAAUUAAAACAAUACAAAGAAAUGAAGCGUUGAUGAAACAAAUUCCGCUCAGCAUUCGAUGCUGU